AUGGAGGAGGGCGGCCGGAGCCCCCGGGAGGAGGCGGCCGAGCCGCAGGAGUCCGGCGGCGACGCGGAGCCCGGCGGCGGCGGGCGGCGGGGGCUGCUGCUCCCCCCCGGUGACCCCCCGCACCCCCACCCGCACCCGCACCGCAUCACCAACUUCUUCAUCGACAACAUCCUGCGGCCCGAGUUCGGGCGGAGGAAGGAGGCGGGCGGCCCCGACGGAGAGCCCCGGCGGCCCGGCGCGGAGAGCCGCCGCAGCCCCGGCGCGGCGCCGGCCCCCGGCGCUCCGCUGCCCGGCGGCGGGGCGGGCUCGCCGGGCCGGGGGGAGGGCGGCCCCGCCGGGCUGGCCCUGCACGGCGCCGCCAAGAAGGGGGGGGACCCCGCGGCGCUGGAGGCGGCCCUGAAGGCGCGGGGGCUGAGCGGCGGCGACCUGUCGGUGAGCUCGGACUCGGAUAGCUCGCAGGCCAGCUCCAACGCCGGGAACCAGCCCAUGCUGUGGCCCGCCUGGGUGUACUGCACGCGGUACUCGGACCGGCCCUCCUCAGGUCCCCGCUCCCGCAAACCAAAGAAGAAGAACCCCAACAAGGAGGACAAGCGGCCUCGCACCGCCUUCACGGCCGAGCAGCUGCAGAGACUCAAGGCCGAGUUCCAGACGAACCGGUACCUGACGGAGCAGCGGCGGCAGAGCCUGGCCCAGGAGCUCGGGCUCAACGAGUCCCAGAUCAAGAUCUGGUUCCAGAACAAGCGGGCCAAGAUCAAGAAGGCGACGGGCAGCAAGAACUCCCUGGCAGUGCACCUCAUGGCCCAGGGGCUCUACAACCACUCCACCACGGCGAAAGACGGCAAGUCGGACAGUGAAUAG
Melospiza georgiana is the source of this 858-nucleotide messenger RNA. RefSeq names its product engrailed homeobox 2 (gene EN2). Gene Ontology annotation, cellular component: nucleus. Gene Ontology annotation, biological process: multicellular organism development; neuron differentiation; regulation of transcription by RNA polymerase II. Lineage: Eukaryota; Metazoa; Chordata; Aves; Passeriformes; Passerellidae. The coding region runs from base 1 to 858 and encodes 285 amino acids. The record is from RefSeq and is a predicted model, not a curated record. The transcript is spliced from 2 exons. Gene Ontology annotation, molecular function: DNA-binding transcription factor activity, RNA polymerase II-specific; RNA polymerase II cis-regulatory region sequence-specific DNA binding.